CAUGUGACAGUGGUAGUGGGCACAUCUCUCGCUCUUCGGUCCUGUCAUUAACAGGGACUUGAGAAGAUUGGUAUACCCUACUAAAUCUUUACUAAAGGUAGUGUGGCUAUUUGUGAAGAUCUAUUGAAUGAACCUCCAAAUGCAUCCUUGGAUAUGGAAAGAGUAAUCCCUGAGUAAAAGAUGGCAAGAGAAGAAUGAGGAGGAAGGGAAACAGGAGGUAAGAGAAAAGGAACGAGAGAAAGCUGAGGCAUAAAAAGUGAAAAGAACUGAGAAAUAUCACUUCAACUUCCUGUCCACAUCACAAGUACUCCAUGUCUUACAUACCUGGAUAUACAGGUCACGUGGCUGGAAAACGGGCAGACUGCGGACGACGGACCAGCAUACUGGCUUCCCAUAAUGCACUGCGACGUCCUCCAACUCCCACUCCAGCGAUGUGUAUUCGUCUUGAUGACCUGAUGGCGUUGAAAAGCUACGAAGCGCACACAAGGGACAAUUACCAUGGGCUGCCACUACCCGUCCUUAGAAGCAGGCUGGACCACACCCCUACCUCUACCCACCUACUUCUGAUAACAACUCAGACGCACAGGAAUAUUUUAAAUACAUAUGCUGGAUCACAGUAUGAGUUUUUGUAUUAAUUAGAAAAUUACUAUCGUUA
This is a messenger RNA of Macrobrachium nipponense, 655 nucleotides long. RefSeq lists its product as uncharacterized. The record is from RefSeq and is a predicted model, not a curated record. Bases 312 to 635 code for a protein of 107 amino acids. Lineage: Eukaryota; Metazoa; Arthropoda; Malacostraca; Decapoda; Palaemonidae. The transcript has 4 exons.